ACUUAGAAGAGGAGAGUCGGCUUGGGAACACAGCUACUCAGGGGCGUGGCUGCUGCAGAGCUUCCCAGUCCAGCGAUCCUAGCUGGAGCCGCGCUUUGUUCUGGCCGCCGCUUCCUCUACCCUUUAGCGUCUGGAUCCAUCCUUUGCCUCCCCCACUGUCCCCUUCCACCUUCUCCCUGCAUCUGGGUUUGCAUCCUCUUCCCCAACCGCUGCACUCCCUGGCCGCCUUCACUCCUGGCCGAGUCGCUGCCUGGGAUGCUUCUCUGAAUUCUUCCCUCUGCAUCUUCUUCCCCUUCGCCCUUUUUCGGGUCUGUUUUCCCCAGGUCCAGGUCGCUCCUCCCGGCCCCACCCCUCCAAGCCGGGAAUGUCCCUCGGAGCUCUGUGCCCAUGGUCCUGACCCUGCUUCUCUCUGCCUACAAGCUGUGCCGCUUCUUCGCCAUGUCGGGCCCACAGAACGCGGCCGACCGGUUGACAGUGCCGGGGCCGAAUGGGGGUAGUGGCUCGGGCCCAUGGUGGGCUACUGGCUUCCGAGGGUCCCGCGAGGUGUCGCCUGGGGUGGGCACCGAGGUGCAGGGCGCCCUGGAGCGUGCGCUGCCGGAGCUGCAGCAGGCUCUGUCUGCGCUGAAGCAGGCGGGCGCCGCUCGGGCUGUGGGCGCGGGCCUAUCGGAGGUCUUCCAGAUAGUGGAGGAGGCCUGGCUGCUGCCGGCUGUGGGCCGCGAGGUGGCCCAGGGUCUUUGCGACGCCAUCCGCCUGGACGGCGGCCUCGACCUGCUGUUGCGGCUGCUGCAGGCACCGGAGCUGGAGACCCGCGUGCAGGCCGCACGCCUGCUGGAGCAGAUCCUGGUGGCUGAGAACCGAGACCGCGUGGCUCGCAUCGGACUGGGCGUGAUCCUGAACCUGGCGAAGGAGCGCGAACCCGUGGAGCUGGCGCGAAGCGUGGCAGGCAUCUUGGAGCACAUGUUCAAGCACUCAGAGGAGACUUGCCAGCGGCUGGUGGGGUCUGGAGGCCUGGACGCGGUGCUGUUCUGGUGCCGCCGCACAGACCCUGCACUUCUGCGCCACUGCGCGCUGGCGCUGGCUAACUGCGCGCUGCACGGCGGCCAAGCGGCGCAGCGGCACAUGGUAGAAAAGCGCGCGGCUGAGUGGCUUUUUCCGCUAGCUUUCUCCAAGGAGGACGAGCUACUGCGUCUGCACGCUUGCCUCGCUGUGGCUGUGUUGGCAACCAACAAGGAAGUGGAGCGCGAGGUAGAGCGCUCGGGCACGUUGGCGCUGGUGGAGCCACUCGUAGCUUCGCUAGACCCUGGCCGCUUUGCGCGCUGCCUGGUGGACUCCAGCGACACAAGACAGGGCCGCGGGCCAGACGACCUGCAGCGCCUAGUCCCUCUACUCGACUCAUCACGCUUGGAAGCACAGUGCAUCGGGGCCUUCUACCUCUGCGCGGAGGCUGCCAUCAAGAGCCUGCAGGGCAAGACAAAGGUGUUCAGCGACAUUGGCGCUAUCCAGAGCCUGAAACGCCUCGUUUCCUACUCCACUAAUGGCACCACGUCAGCGCUGGCGAAGCGCGCACUGCGCCUGCUGGGCGAGGAGGUGCCGCGGCGCAUUCUGCCCUGCGUGGCCAGCUGGAAGGAGGCCGAGGUCCAAACGUGGCUGCAGCAGAUCGGCUUCUCCCAGUACUGCGAGAGCUUCCGGGAGCAGCAGGUAGAUGGCGACCUUCUUCUGCGGCUCACAGAGGAGGAACUCCAAGCCGACCUGGGCAUGAAAUCUAGCAUCACCCGCAAAAGGUUCUUUAGGGAGCUUACGGAACUCAAGACAUUUGCCAACUAUGCUACGUGCGACCGCAGCAACCUGGCCGACUGGCUGGGCAGCCUGGACCCACGCUUCCGACAGUACACCUAUGGCCUGGUCAGCUGCGGCCUGGACCGCUCCCUGCUGCACCGCGUGUCAGAACAGCAGCUGCUGGAUGACUGUGGCAUCCGCGUGGGCGUGCACCGCGCCCGCAUCCUCUCCGCUGCCAGAGAAAUGCUACACUCCCCACUGCCCUGUACUGGCUGCAAGCCCGGCGGGGACAUCCCAGAUGUCUUCAUCAGCUACCGAAGAAACUCAGGCUCCCAGCUGGCCAGUCUCCUGAAGGUGCACCUACAGCUGCAUGGCUUCAGUGUCUUUAUCGAUGUGGAGAAGCUAGAAGCGGGCAAGUUUGAGGACAAGCUCAUCCAGAGCGUCAUGGGUGCCCGCAACUUUGUGCUGGUGUUGUCACCUGGGGCCCUGGACAAGUGCAUGCUGGACCAUGACUGCAAGGACUGGGUGCACAAGGAGAUUGUGACUGCUCUAAGCUGUGGCAAGAACAUUGUGCCCGUCAUUGAUGGCUUUGAGUGGCCUGAGCCCCAGGCUCUGCCCGAGGACAUGCAGGCUGUGCUUACCUUCAACGGCAUCAAGUGGUCCCAUGAGUACCAGGAGGCCACCAUUGAGAAGAUCAUCCGCUUCCUGCAGGGCCGCUCCUCCCGGGACUCAUCUGCAGGCUCUGACACCAGUUUGGAGGGUGCUGCACCCAUGGGCCCACCUUAACCAGUUUCCAGUUCCCAGUCCCUGCUGUGUCUCCCAUUUCCAUGGUCCUCCCUGAAGGAACAGCUCUUUAAACAGAGUCAGCCUAGGCUCUUCUCAGGAAAUGGCUCUCCCUGUCCCCUACCCUCAUGGCCCACUUCAACAUCCCCUUCCUCAGUAUGUGGAAAGGGAAGGAAGCUGGGCUUGGGGGUGGGGGUUCCUCCUCCCUCAGGCCCUGCCAUCAGGUUCUCUGUCCCCCAUCCUCAGAGUUGUGUCCCUGCCAAGUUCUGGAAACGCAGGAGACUGAGGGGAGGGUCACGGCAUAUUCUCUCAUACGCCGCCCUGAGAGCAGCCGGCUUGAGUAGGCAGCCUCUGACAGAAAUCAGGGCCAUGUGCAGGCCCUGGGCAAGGGCCUGCACCUGGGAGGCAGCCAUGGACAGGCCCCUCAAUGGCUGUUCGUGGGCCCUGAUGCCACUUCCUACUGUCUCGUGGCCUUGCCCUAUAACCACUCAGUGCCCCUCCCAGCCUUCCUCACAGCUGGGGUCAAGGUUGAGCUGAGCCGUCCCACAGGCUGUAUAUGCCUCGGUUACUUUGCUGUGCUUGUGCAUGGGAGCUUCCUACCAGGGCCCAGUUCUGGGCAGGGAGGCCAUGUCUCAAAGCCCACCUACCCCAGGCCUUGGUGCUCUGCCUAAGAUGCCUGACCACCCAGGCCCUAUUGGCUUCCCCAGCUCCUCACCCACCCAGGGCUUCCCACCCACUUGCUCAGGGAAGAGGGGGACCAGGCACCCCCAACCCCCAGCAGCCCCAGUAGCCUGGACAGCACCUGCAGCUCUGUGGAAAGAAGCAAGAUCCUGAAGGGCAAGGGUGAUGACCUAGCGGUUUCUCACAAUGUCAAGUGCAUUCAGGAAUCUUGUUAAAAAUUCAAUUCAAGAGACCUGAGGCAGGGCCUGAGAGUAUGCAUUUCCCACAAAUCCCUGGGCAAACCGAUGCAGGUGGUCAAGGGACCACACUAAGCAGAAAGUCCUUCACAAAUCUUUUGUCAUUUCCCAAACAUUCCACUCCUGGUUUCUGUAAUCAUCACAGCAACCCUGUCCAGUACUGUCCCCCUGUACUAGAAAGUAAGGAAGAAAGACCGAGUGAUAAAUCCCAUUUUUCAAAUCA
Messenger RNA from Marmota monax (woodchuck), 3699 nucleotides. RefSeq names its product sterile alpha and TIR motif containing 1 (gene Sarm1). Gene Ontology annotation, biological process: response to axon injury; signal transduction; negative regulation of MyD88-independent toll-like receptor signaling pathway. The record is from RefSeq and is a predicted model, not a curated record. Gene Ontology annotation, molecular function: NAD+ nucleosidase activity; protein binding; signaling adaptor activity. The coding region runs from base 388 to 2562 and encodes 724 amino acids. The transcript has 9 exons. Gene Ontology annotation, cellular component: dendrite. NCBI's taxonomy places the organism in Eukaryota, Metazoa, Chordata, Mammalia, Rodentia, Sciuridae.